This is a messenger RNA of Psylliodes chrysocephalus, 15395 nucleotides long. Lineage: Eukaryota; Metazoa; Arthropoda; Insecta; Coleoptera; Chrysomelidae. The record is from the annotation of a GenBank genome assembly.
GGUUGAUUUGUCAGUUGGUGUAGUGUGUGCAAAAUGGCUACCAGUGACGAUGAACCUAUGCAUCAUUUAUAUGAAGUUUUUACAACUUGUUUUAAUAAAGUAGCUAACAAAGCACCUGAAAAGGCUGGUUUUCAACCUCCUUAUGGAGGACUAGACAACGGAAUGGCUUACGCGUUAAAUCCCGCGGGCCCAGUUUACACAGGACCGGGCGCGAGUCCGACGCAAGCACCCGCCGAACCGUUCACGGCCGACAGUCCGUAUUUUCCUUUUAACGCGCGUCCCGGUAGCCGGUUAUCGCCGGCGAAAGCGAAAGUCAUACCCGUAUCCGGUCUGAGGCCGACUAAGGAGGAACCUGCUGGCACGGCGACCACUUUGGAUAGUCAAUGGGGCGUGUAUGGUUCCGACGAAUUCGCCCACGAAUCUCCCAGAUACACAUCACCUGGUGCAAAUUCCUACUACUUGACAGCAGAUGGUACGCCGACCUCGGCGGUGGGCGGUACCGGCGGGGCUCCUGGUCCUGGAGGUCCCGGAACAGGAGAAUGGCCCGCCACAUACUCAUACCAAACGUACGAAGCCUUCGGUCUCAUUCCGGAGACUGAACCCCCUGGCCAAGGAUUACCUCCCAUGUCCUCGUUGAGGCCUAAUGGGACGCCGACUGCCACCACCUUGGCGGGACCUAACAGUGCCACUUUUGGACCAUCUAGUACAGAUACAGUCGUUAAUAAAGGAUUGGGAGGUAUAUAUCCCGCAGCCGAACAAGCAAGCGCCAGUAGUUACAGCUCAGCACCAUCCACCCCCGUCAGUUCGCCACCACCGCCGAUUCCUACCGGUUGGCUGACGAAUCACACCACUCCUCACUCGCCGCACUACACACAAGCCGUCAAUGUAAAUAAUACUGUCGCCCCUCAGGGAAUUCACAUGACUGCUGGCCCGACUGGAACGACCUGUAGCUAUCCUAUAAAUCCUCCUGCACCCGAAGCACAGCGUUUAGACGAUGCUAUAGGUUUCCUUAGGGACCAUUCCGAGGCAACGGGUACCCGUAUGGAAGAAAGAUUGGAUGAUGCUAUUAAUGUAUUAAGGAAUCACGCAGAACCCUUAGGUUUAGUAGGACAGCUUCCUACAGCACAUCAAAUGACCCAAUUAGGAUAUCCAGCUGCCCCAUCGACAGAACCUCAUUUACCUGAUAAUAUUAAAGUCGAACGGCCCACAUACAACACCAAAAAACGUAAAGAACCUCCAGACACAGACACCAAACCAUCGAGUUCAGUAGAAAGUCUAGUACAACCAAAUUCAACUAGUGGUCCGCCAUCAAAAUCGACAAAAAGGUCGAGAAGAUAUUGUUCCAGUGCCGAUGAAACAGAAGACGGUGACUUAGAUCCAGAUAUUAAGGCCCAAAGGGAAAAAGAAAGGAGACAGGCUAAUAAUGCAAGGGAAAGAAUAAGGAUCCGGGAUAUCAACGAGGCUCUUAAAGAGUUAGGUAGGAUGUGCAUGGCACAUUUAAAAACUGACAAACCACAGACCAAACUUGGAAUUCUAAAUAUGGCUGUUGAGGUCAUCAUGACACUGGAACAGCAAGUUAGGGAGAGGAAUUUAAAUCCCAAAGCAGCUUGCCUGAAGAGGCGAGAAGAAGAAAAAGCUGAAGAUGGACCUAAACUUGGUCCUGGACCUCAUCAUAUGCUCUCUGGACCCCAUUACCCCACAUUACCUGGGGCACCUACGAAUAUGCCUCACAAUCCAGGUCAGCCACAAUAGCAUUGAUAGUAUUUUCUGCUACCUGUACAUACACACUCGUACAAAACGGCAUCAUCAUAUUCAUCUUCAUAUAAACAAUUAUCUAUUUUUUUAAGAAUAUUAAGUAGUGAUACAAUACAUUGUAUUCAUACUUUUCGAUUUGUUUUUAAUAGUUACAUUUCUUUCACUUAAUAUUAUUUGCGGAACCACUGAGUUGAGACAGCUUUAUUUAUUUUAAGUGUCAUUGAGGUAGCUGGUAAUGAUGAAAAAUUGUAAAUGUUCAGUGCUAAGAUAUUUUGAACUAGAGGCUAUUUCUAAUCUAAGUGAAUAAAUUAAUGAUUGUUCUAAGGCAAGACAUUUCUUGUCAAAACUAUAAUCGAGUUCGAAUGUCUGUGUCAUGUAAUUUAUAAUUUUGUUACUGAGCUCUCGAACAUUAUAGAUGUUCAAAUAAUAAUCCAGAACGAGAUCUGGUAGUGUAUAGCUUUUUCAUAAAUUAUAUUUUUGAUAAAUUCUGAGUGAUAAAAAUGUUCAAGAUUAGAUGACAUAGACGAAUUUAUUGAAAUUACGAAAAUAAUUUAUUGUUCUGAAUAUUUUGCUCAGACUGAAAAACUAAUUCUGUUACUCAUCAUCCAUUAUCUUUUUAAAUUUCAAUUUGUCCUAUAUUUGAAACAAAAAUCGGUUUCAGAAUAUUAAAUUAUAAAUUUUGUCAGAUUUCUUAGAUAAUACAUUUUACGACUGAUCGUUUUUAUUUUACUCGUCAGUGCUGUUACCAACUGAUACAUCACAAAUAACCACUUUUGGCUAUUGAAUAUUAAAUUAUAUAUACAAUAUCGACAUUAUCAAUUAUCACCACUUUUGGCGACGCCGCUUGAAUAUUGAAUGACUUUCAUAAAGAAUAUCGACGUCAUCAAGUAUCAAAAAUGAUACAUCAUUUUAAAUCAAACUUAAAUAAUCAUGAUGGCAGAUAAUUUCCAUUUUAGCAACAUUAUAAGAGCCGAUCUUUUCACAGUUACAUGUAGGUUUACUUUACAGAUUAACGAACGAUAUCCCUAUAGUUUAAUCAGUAAGUAAAUUUCAACUUUACACAGAGGUGAAAAGAUUGGCCCUAAGUCAACCAUUGGGGUGUUCAGUAAGUUUGUCAGAUUUUUAAAUAACAAACUGAAAAUUUCAUCGGUUAAAACGUUUUUAACUUCCUGAUAAAAAAUAUAUAUUUUUAAAACUAUAACACCCUGUAUCUUUAAAUUGAAGCAGUUUCGGACAUAUCUUUAUUAAGCAAAAAACGUUUAUUUUUAUAUCCCCUACAACAUCUAAAAGUUUUCGGGAGGGAUACCCUGUAUUUUCAGAGAUACAUUGACAGUUUUUAACAUUAUUUCUUUUUCUACAUGAAAUUUCGACAUUUUAGAAAAAUGGAGCCCAAGAACUUCCAACCAUAAGGAGUUGUUUAUUUUCCUGUUCCAUUAGCACCUCUUUAACAUGUUGAUAUGAACUGCCACUUGUGGGUUUUGAUCCAGUUAGAGUUUUCUCAUCUUCUUUUCUGGCUAGGAAGUCUAUGUUCCUGUUUCCCAACAAUAGUCUUCUGUCCUGGCACCCAUUACAGAGUGACUUUAUUAUGUUCUUCCUAGGCCUGGAGAAACUGUUGACAUUUCAAUAUUAAUUUGAAUUGUACUUCAAACCCUUUCAGUUCUUGCCUGGCUGUCUGUCACAAUAAAUAUUCUUUGGCAUUUAUUUCUGUUACUUAAGCCUGGAAGGCUUUUGCCAGUGACCCCAGAGUUUAGACUAAUAGUCCUUCAUGUAGUCACACGGCAAAUCUCAGCUUCGGUGCUCUUUAGUACUGCAUGUAAAAUGUUUUCCAAUUUCUCUAUGAAAAGAUGUUGAAUCAACUACUAGAUUUGAGGCAAAUAUUUUAAGUUGCUCAAGAACAUAUUGAAUGGUUACUCAAACCUUUGGAUACUAUAAAGAGGCGAUUUUAGCCAAAUUAAAGUUUUUUUUUUUUUCAUAUUCAGCACCAGGGAAGCAUUAUCCAUCUUAUCGCUUAAAGCUAUAAACCAUUUGCAUUUUGUUGCUGAUAUAAUAGACAUACUUAUUGGAAAACCCUUUAAUUCAAUUAUGGUCCUUGUAAAAAGUUAGAUCUUUUACACCCAAGUAAGGUCCAUAUUUAUAAACUGCAUUUGGCUGAGUAUUACUUGACUAAGUGCGUCCUUGAACAACAGUCGAAGUUCGGAUAUAACUGCUCUAGAGUUCCAGGUGAUUUAAUGAUUACACUGGAAUUUGAAGAUGGACAGUAACAAAUUUAUAAACAUUUACGGAUUUGUUACUAUCUCUCUAAAUUGUCGAGAUAUACCUGAUUUUCCUGCAAGGACGCACUCAGUCGAAUGUAUAAAUAUGGACUUAACUGUCUUUGUAUUGUUUCUGGCUAUGUACCAUGCAUCCUUAUGGACUUUUAAAUAUUCAAAAGAAAAUAUUUCAAACUCAAAUAUGACCCAAAAUAUAAACGACAAAGAAAUCUCAAAGACAAUGUUACAAAAUAUAUAUGAGCGACCAGAAAACAAAAUACUCCUGGCUAAUACCUCGACAGGCAUUGAAUUAUAUUUAUAAGGAGGCAUGAGAGGAAUAAUAAUGUUUAACAUAGAGUGUCAAAAAAUCAAAGCGAGAGUCUUUGAUUUUUUUUUAUUAAGUAGAACGUCAUUCCUGGACCAUUUCGUUCUUAUUAGUACUCAACAGCAAGCAAUAGACAUUAGAUGGGGAGGAUUUUAUGUGGGGUAACGGUUGCUCCUAUAUCUGGUAGACAUUUUUGAGAUUUCUUCAUUGGUUCUUGAAAAUAUUAAUCGAAUUAUGGGAGUGCUUGAAAGCACUAGAGUUUUAUUAUGAUUUGCAAGUUAUUUUUGAUACUUGGUGAGUCAGAAAAACUGCAACCACCUCUUAAUAUCUAAGUUGUAACAGAUUCCAUUUUUAAGCAAAUUUUUCAAAAUAAAUCUGUUAAUUAUUAAUUUUAGAAAUUGCCGUCAAGAAUCAUUAAACUGAUGUACAUUUGUUUUUUUUUUCCAGUGAAUUAAAAUUCUUUGUUUUUGAAGUUUUUCGAAUUUUUACGUUCUAAUUGGGUGAUGAGUAAUAGAAAAAUGUCAUUUAAGAUUAGAUAUAGAGGUGUGAUUUAGUAAAAAAUUGCUGCUGUGCAAUGGAACAACUUGACAUUUUUUUUCUACAUUAGAAAGUAUUUUAAAACCACGGCUUGUAAACAAAAUUAAAUAUUUCACUAUUAUAGUGAAUAUAAUGCGAACAAAUAUUUAUAUAUAAAAACCAGGAAAUGGCUUUUAGCUUCAAUCUACGUGUAUUUUCAGCUACUUCUUUAAUAAUUAAUAUUUAUAUGUGGUUUGAGAUCAUUGUGCCAAUAUAUAAUACUCCGUGUAAUCUUAAAAGUAUCUCUUAGUCUUAUUUUUCAUAUUAAUCUUUGAUCUCUUUUUGCCAUCUUUUAUUUUAAUUUUUUUUAUAAAAUAACCGUUGAGUGCAGUGAAAUGCCAGAAUAUUUUCUCCUGCAUUCAAGUUGAAAACAAUUUUUAAAGACUUUUUUAUGUAAUGUAAUUAGGUUUUUUGCACUGCUUGAUUGGAUUUUUUAAAAAAAUAACUUUCGGGUGUAGAUUUUUAUUAAACGUUUUUAACUUUGAAUUUUGACUUUUAGAUAAAAAAUUAUAUUUUAACAUAGACAUAUUGUGCUAAAAUAUGAGAUCAAUAUCUUUAAAGUUUUCAUUUAAGAAGCGGUCAAUAUUCAAAUCUGUAGAAUGAACAAAAAAGAAGAGUUUUCGGUGAACUCAUAUUUAUAAAUUAAAACCAGUUUAGGAGAGGUGCUAUUUUUAAAGACGUAGAUUUUAGGGUAAAAGUACUUAAUGAUUGCGAAUUAGAAUACUAGUUUUUUUUUUAUUUAUAUUUAGUUGUUGAACGUUUUGCACAAUUAUACAUUAUGCUCAAAGUAAUAUUUAACGAAGUUCAUUGCAGUUAAUCAAAUUAUCAUUUUUAUCAUAAUUAUAUCUACUUAACGAACAAAGUGAGUAAAGAAUUGUGCCAUUUUUAAAGUGAGAAAUGAAGUUCAAAAAAGUUUAUAAAAUAAAGCAUCACAAAAAAUUUAAGUAUGUGUUUUAAGGUUAAAAUUAUUUAAAUUGGAAACAAACUUAAUUAAAAAAUCAAAGAACAUUUUUUUGAUUUAUAUGAAUAGUUGUUUUUUAUUGUUACUUACUGAUGAGCUUGUAUUCUAUUAUGACACGGACAGACAAUAGAAUAAAUUAUUCUAAAAAAAUUUAAUACACCAUGUAAUCUCAAAAAUACAUUGAUAAGAACGCAAUUAAUUUGUCCUUUAUAAUAUUCUUGUUAGCAAAGAUAAAGAUACAAUAUCGGAAGUCGAAUAAUUAAAUUUAGUUUUGUUGAUAUGAAAUUACUUAGUUCACAACUAGUUUCGUAUAUUUAAACAUCAUUAGGUAUUUUUUGUGUUAAUAAAAAGGGUGAACUAAAAUUUUCUGUGGAAAAACAAAGUAUCAAGUUUACUUAAAUAUUGUGUAAUUUGCGUCAAUUGAUUAUAAUUAUUGAAUUAUAAUGUAGAACAGAAAUAAUGGUGAUUUGAACUUACCAAAUUCCAUGGUAGGUAUUUGGUCAUUUUAGAUAAAAGAGUUAUUUUACAUUUUUUUUAUUAAGGUUAAAAAUGUAAAACAUAAGUUUUAUAAUUUUACAAUAAUAUAAAUAAUAUUUAAAUUAAACAAAUUUGGAAAAUCAAGUUAUAAAUAACGUUUUAUAAAACAAUUAAAAGUCAAUUGUUUCUUCUCUAAACUCCAUCUUACAAUUGUUUAUAAUCUUUUUAUUCAUAUUUAAUGCCGAUGAUGUUGAGUAAGCUACACCUCAAACAUAAAUUUUGCCGAAUCUCUGAUGUGCCAGUGGGAAGGACUUGUAUAUUUUGGACGCUAGACAAAAUUUUAGCAACUUAUUAAACUAUUUACGUAAAUACACGAAAUUGAAAUUAGAAUCCAUAAAAUAAUUUUCUAAGCGUUCAUUUCAAUUAGCUUCGCCGCAAAACUGUCAAAUCUUUUGUGUGAAGUGGGAGAACUGCGAGGUGUCUAUUAUGGAACGAUUUCUUUAAAAAUAUUUUUCUAUUCACUAACUCACUUCUGUCAAUAUUUAAUAUUUAUUAAAUAUUUAAUAGUCCUUUAAAACUUUUAAGGGAGAAUUAAAAUGCACCUGUAACUUUUAAAAGAGAGUAAAAUAUGGUAAAAUGAUAUAUGUUAUAAUUGGAGAAGUUUUGGUUGAAUAAUGAUUGUAAAAUGAAGAAAGGUUUAAUAUAAAGCUAUUAUAGUUAAUAUUUCAGGGCUGAAUUUAGAUUACAUUAAGCGGCCCGUUUUAAUUCUCAAACGUAAGGGGUCUAGAACCAAAGGCGUAAAUCUCCAUUUUUUGGGAAAAAAAAAAGUUAAACACCUAGAUAUGUAGUUUUAAACACGCAUAAGCGAUUAAACUAAAAAACGCAAACCUAAUCCUUUAAAAUAUCAUUGAAAUUUAAUGUUGAAAUUCAGUGUUAGUUUCAAACCCGGCAAUCUCCACAUGUCCGUUGGUACCAAACCCGGCUAAAUCCCAAACUGCCAAUCAGGUUGCCGUAUGGAGUGAUAAUUUUCAUGCUUAUCACAUAGACUGCGAAUUUGUUAAAGAAACCUACAGAAGGAUUUGAUGGAUGCCGUAUUAGUAGAAAUUUAAUUUCAGUUGACAUGGCAUAAAGAUUAUAAAAAUCGCCAUGUAUUACCGUUUCGAUCAUCAUUGGAGGUGUUUUCCUCACCUAUAAGUCAAAUGGCACCAUCAAUCAUCUUUAAGUCGCCUCGGAGCGCCACGGAAAAUAAUAAUAAUAUAUGGAGUGGGUGGCUCAGUGGUAGAGUCUCUGCCUGUGGAUCCAAGGGUCCCAGGUUCGAAUCCCACCGUUGGCCGGGAUUUUUUUUAAUUUAAUUAUUUAAAAUUAAUUCUGAUGCCUUGGUAGGAUUCCCCACUCGACAAUUCACUGUUGGGUUCUAAUUAACAGUGCUGUUCCUAAAGUGGCGCUGGGAAACAUUAACAAAGCCUACACAGAACACGAGGCUAAUGGCCUUAGUAGUUGAUGCCGAUGACACCAAAUUAAAAAAAAAUAAAAAUAAUAAUAAUAAUAGCCGUCCCUUCCCUUACACAAAUCACUCAAUGGACUUUAGUGGUUGAAAUUCACUCCUAAGGGGGUGAAUUAGGGAGAUUAUUAUUAAUAUUGACCAAUUGUUUUAAUUUAGCUUAAUGAACACUGAUUGAUAUUAUCUGUUUACCUAUUAAAUAAUAAUAAUCUAAACAACCCUUUAGUAUUUUGUAAUAGUUAAUUAGUUAAUCUCGCGCAUAAUUAGAAUCAAACAUGGAAAUCUUCGAAAGUGAGUAGCAAUACCCAUUCUUUUUCUUUAUUUAUUAAAAUAACUGAUAAUUUUUAAAAUUUAUGCAAGUCGGCAUGAUUCUUUACCACUGUUAAAUUAAAAAAAAAAAAAAUGAAUAAAACAACCCUCAACCUUCCCAGGAAGUUUUUCACAAUUAUCCAAAAUUCUUAAACAUGGAGAAUUCCGUCUUUGGUUCUAGACCCCCUCAUGUAUCUUUUAAAAAUAUGUUUUGUUUUAAUAAAAUUCUAGCCAGAAUUAUAGUUUAUAGGACCAUACAUGCGACCAACUCACAGAAAUACAGCAACAUCAAAAUGUAUAAAAAAUAUCUGCAACUUUACAUUUUUUGGAAUAGGAUAGGGAAAUAAUUUUACAUUUAGUCAACCCAACUAUGACUAGUUUUUUUUUAAUAGUAUUUCCACUGGACUUAUUUUAGUCCACAGUGAAGCAGUUUUUCCUGUUCCAAUAGAUUUAUAAACAACUCUUUCAGGUUUUUAGUGCUCCUUGAAGCAUGAGACCUAAUUAUUAUUAGUAUGUUUGGUUAUGUUAUCUGACCUUCUUCUUAGCCUUUAAUGAACUAUUCCCUUUAGUUCUUUUGCCUUUAAGACCCCUCGUUCUAUCACCCUAAUCCGUUUGUAGCGUGGCGGCACUGCAGCCUGCGGUUUAUUGUGCCACCAUUUGAAGAUCCAACUACUUUCCCAUUCACUCACUCAUUCACCAUUAUUCAUUCCACGUCGUGGAUGGUAGAUGGUAGACUUCACUGCUUAAAUGCUGCGAGAAUAUGGGUGCACACUCAACCAAAUAUCGUGCUGUCGUGAAUAAGACAUAUUGUAAGGGACACAGGAGGAUAUUCUCAUUUUGUUUACAAAAUUAUUUUCAUAUCUUUUAAAAAGCUAAAAUAAUUCAACCUAUUUUAUUGCAACUGAACCUAAAAUAUUUUACUAAAUUAGAUGUAAUUUUACUAAUUUAGAUAAUAAUAAUAAUAAUAAUAAUAAUAAAAAAUAACGUAAUAAUUUUUAACAAUUUCCGUAACCUAGUUAAUGUUAAGUUGGAUAUCAAGUAUUUUGUAUGUUGUUUAUUAUCGGCGUACAACGGCUUACACAUAUAUUCAUUGAUAAAAUUGUCUUGUACCGCCGUCUAAUCCUUCAGUGUAUUCCUUCCAAUACCUCACACCACAUGUCUCUUCACCCCUGAUCUACAACUGGAACGUAUCGACACAGGUAUCGAUGUCGGCGUCACGAAUAUUAUAUGAAUAGUUAUAUCUUCUGUUAUCUCUGAUGCACACUAAUCUCGCGACUGACCUCUCCGGCAAAAUUUGUGGUUGAGGAGUACUUUAUUUGAUAAAAAAAUCGACUGGCGGUUAAAAGUUAAUUUUUUAAAGGUCUGUACAUUUUAAAGGAUUUUUUUACAGAAUAGACCUCAAAGAACUUUAAUUCCGAUAAAACUAAAUUUAAUAAUUCUACGAUUUGAGAUUCCAUCCAUCUAAAAUACAUAAAUCCUAAUUCACAAACGAAUCGGCAAGCUACAGCUUUGUAAACUAUAAUGAAUGCCUAAUAGAUUAAUUGGUCGAUAGUUCAGGAACUGGUAAUUACCUAUUUAUAUUAACGAAUAUUUAAUUUAUUAAUUAUUUGAUGAAGCAUAACCUCAUUUAUUUGAAUUUUACUAAUCGCGGUAUGUUUGAAAAAUGAAAAUAUUGUCCAACUCUACUUUUUGACGUUGCUGUCUUUAAGGAUUUACGGGUGCACAAUUAUUUAAAUAUUGUUUGUGAAUUAGACUAAUAGUAUAAUUAUUAGAGAGAUCAUUUUUAUUUCAAUAGUAUAUUUUGAGACAAGAAUUAUAAAGUAUGUAUUAGUAAUUCUAUGAAUAAAUAAUUUUAUUAACAUGAGUUGUGUACUAUAUUUUUCUACAACCAUCAAGUAGAUUUUCAUGAUUUUUAUUUGACAGUACACGUGUUGGGUACUUUGUAAACAAAUUAGUAAUAAAGUUUGUUGUCAAAUUAUCGAUGGAAAAAUCAUACUGUUUACAAUGAUAAUUUAAAAUUCCGGUUUUAUAACACAUUCGCUGCCAGGGAGGACACUGGUGUCGGCAAUAUUUAUAUUAAUUAGUAUUGGCGAACGGGCACUCAUUUUUGUGCAAUUUUUAUUAAUAAUUGGUCGCUCUGGUGCUGUAAAAUAUGUUAAAUAUUCAGGUUUUUUAAGAGUAGUUUGUAUAGAUUUUUGAAAAGAGUCCGUUAUUGUGACCGCUGUGGCGCAUUAUUCUGGGCGCUAGGGCGGACACAACUCGACAAGUCAAUGCGUGUCCGCUGGUAAUUUUGUGUCUGCUCAAUUGUCUGUUGUAUGUGUCCGCCAUGGCAUGUGAUACCGGUGUCCGCCGAGCUGGACUUAUGACUGGUGUGCGAAAAUGGUAUUGUGUACGAUGAAGCUCCUCAGUGACUGUCAAAAAUCCAACUUUUCAUGUAAGUCAUAAUAAAAGAGCUAUUUGCGUCUAAUCUCCUUUUUAUUAUGCCUACUUAAAAUAUAAACGAAACAGUAUUUUUUGGACUUCCUUGAAGCUAUGGACUAUUAUUUAAACUAAUUCUUUAAGAAUUCUCAAACCACAUAUAGUGCUCUAAGUUUUUGCGCCAGUAUUCUAUUUCGGAUUUACGAGAAGUUACUUAUUAUGUGUAUAUAUUUUUUGAAAAUUUCUUUUUUUAAUGCAAUAUACUGAUUUUUAAAAAAAGCCAUAGGUCUUUCCUAAUAAUUGCCAAUGAAAGUGAAAUUCCUUUUUGGUUAUUAAUUGUAACUUAUUUAUAUAUUAAUUUUCUUUUGAAAAUAUUUAAAUUAUUUACUUUUUACUAUUUACUUAUGUUUUGGUUUGGGCUUGAAAAAUAUUUAUAAAUGUAAUUUAUUUCUUAUCAUUUUAGUUUUUUUUUACUAUAAAAUUUUAAGUGAUGAAUCAAGCAACUAUAUGUAUGUCAAUAAUUUAGGUCUUAUCAUAGGGUAUUAAAAGUAAUUGUGUAUUUAUACUUUAAUUUUUGAUUUCAUUACUUUCUUAAAAUCGUUAAAUACAUCUUCAAAGUGUGCUUUUACUAGACUGAAAGCAAUUAUUUUUUCAGUAAAAUUUUUGUGUAAAGGGAAAUUCCUAUUGAGUCGCUUUGUUGAAAACCAAAUUAUUCUUAGUUUUUUUUUUACGAAGAUAAGUGAUUUUAGUUACAAAUCGGUAUCUGGUAGUAAUUUGACAUGUACUCAAUAAAAACACCUUUCCAGGCUAAAUGCCCGUUGAUCAGUGAGUACAAAUGAACACAACAUUCCAACUAUUAUUGCUCUUCUUUCAUAAUUUUAACAUUUUACUUCCCUACACAGCUCCAUGCGAAUUUUCAUUGACUAUAGCACUGUUGUUUAUCAUUUUUUGAAAGCGAUUUUGGUCUCCUCUUUGUCUUUGACAGCUUUACUAUCUCAAAUCUUGUUCCUUAAUAAAAAAAAGACCCUUUAGGCGAGAUUCGUUGAUUAGGGUGGAUAUUCUAAUACAUAGAGCUAAAUAUUUGGCUAAAAACCUCUUGGCACAGUGCAGUGUAGGCUGCAGCUUUGUUCUGAUGAAGAACAUUCGUUUCUGUGGCGUAUUUUCAGAGUUUAACAAGGAAUUUUACAUUGAUGCGUUGCUCUCCUUGGACACAUGGACAUAUUUCUAUCGAAGUAUAGACACAAGGUCCAGUUUGAACUAAAACCAAGGCUUAAUUAAACGGAGCGCCACUUUUACGAUAAUGGCAAUAUAAACAGGAGAUGCCACGUGUCACGCUCAUAUUCCAUUUGGUCUUGACGCCCUCGCCAUUUGCAGAACGAUCGGCUCCACCAAAUCAUAAGAAAGAGUCUUAUUUUAGAUUCUGUCAGGUAGAAAUAGGAAAAACCAGAACCCACCCAACCUUCUGCUAGACAGUUACGUUGUUUCAUUCUAAAAUCGGAUUUUUUUAGUAGAACCUUUCAGUCUAAAGAUUCGCGUCACUUUUUCAAUUAUCUGCUAAAUAUUUUGUUAUUUUCGAACAAGUAUCGUAAAUACAUAACAGUUCUAAAGUAAUACCACCACAGAUCCAAUUAUUGUUAACCAAGGAGCCUGGAGUUGUAGAAACAAGAAAAAUUUGGGUUUUAACGCGGAUCAUCAGAAAAUUUUUAUAUAUAUAUAAAAAAAUGAAAAAAAAUAUGACAAAUUUUUUAUUUACAAUAUUUAAAAUAUUUUUCAAGUACAAUCUUAUUCGCUAUUUAUGUAAUCCAAGAAAAGGUCAUACUUAAAGGUGAUGUAAACGACAACGAUACAAUUCCAAAUUACUCUCAUGUGCAGUAUAUCAAUUUACGGAUAUUUAUUGUUUUUAAGCCAUAUUUCAGUUCUAAUGAGUUUUUGUUUAUACAUAAAAUUACCGUCAUAAUUGGCACCUACAGGUAGAAAAUUAAAAAUUUUUGAUUUUUUGAGCUUAUGUCAAAAGACUUUUUUACCAUUACACUAAAGUUCCAGGUCUAUAUGGCGAACGUAAAAUCAUGGUCCAAACGUGGCCUUUUCAUUUUUCAUGCUCGUAACAAUGAGACUAGAAGAAAAGCAGUUUAAUUAAUUUUAUAGUGUAAUCCCACUAGUAUACUAAGGAAAUGUUGAAAAAACCUUGCAUCCAUAUCUAAUUUCUAGGGAGUGCUCUCAAAACUUGCAAAACAGACAUUUUACUUAUUGUUCUGCAUUGCUGUGACUAAGUCAUCGCCGCAAUUUUGCAUAUAAAAUAAUUGGAACACAAUAAUAUAAAUAGGGACUUGAAAGCGAUUUAAUAGGGAGCCACACAAUAAAAAUAAUGUUUGGUUUCUCAUUCUUAUCUGUAUUAACUCGUUAUCAGGAAAACCGCAUGUCUCAGUUCUUUUGAGGACACCCUAUAGAAAAGUCAUUUGGAUGUAAGAAUUUGAAUAAAAUGUAAACUUUUUUAACAUUUGUUUUGUGACCAGCGCGAUUAGAGUCUUAAAGUGCUUCCCUUCUAAUCUCGUUGUUACAAAAACCACUUUAGAAACUUAUUUUUAGGUGCACUUUGUAGAGCUAGAACUUAGGUACAAUGAUAAAAAAUUCAUCUUUUCACGUAAGCUACAAUAUAUCAAAAACUCGUAGCAAUUUUAAUUUAAAUCGCUCAUCAGUGACAAUAGUGGCACGUCUCAAAAAAAAAAAAUCCAAAAAUUCUUGCUUCUACUUUAAAUUGGUUAAAGUUUCAUCCAACAAGACUGACGUAAAAUUAGUUGAGAUAGUUUCCCCGAGAUGACAAAUGUGUCACUAAGACAACAUUACAUGUAUUCCGCCCACAUGCUGCAUCAACAACGGCAUAUUUUUAAUAUGCUUCUGGUCAUAGAUAAAUGCUCUGGCUUUGGUAUAUUCCAGUCGUCUUCUGUGGGCAAUACUGGCACAAAUGAGGAGGUGGCAACGCUUUGUUUUUGAGUUAUACUUAUAUUAACUUAACACGCUACAAAAAUUUAGUAUACAAAAACUCACUGACACACAGCCAAGCUCAUUAAUACCUAAAACUUUUAAUACUGAUUUUCUCCAUAAUUUUUAUUUUUGAGUUGUGCCACUGUUGUCGCCAGUGAGCGAAAUAGUGCCAUGCCUUUAUAAAACAAUCCUGUAAAUAAAAAUAGUUUUUGUUUAUUUUACUUCUGACUUGUAUCAUUGUCCUCUAUUGGCUUGUAUAAAUAGUAUGACUGUUCUCUUGAACCAUUCUGUUUAUGCGUGGUUUCAUGCAUCAAUUCAUUUGUAUUGGUAAACAUUUGUUCAUUUUUUUUAUUAAUUUUAAGUUUAUAUAUUUUACUUAAGUGUAACUUUCUAGGUAGAUUUUUUUUAAAUAAACAUGUAAUAUUUUCAACUGUUUAUUUUAGUGUGGUAGGUAAUUAUAUUUAUAUUAUUUGUUUUCUUUGUUAAGAUUGUUUUAAUUACUUUACCUGAGUUUUUUUUUUGUACAAUUCCCGGUAUUUUCUUCUAAUUUGGCGACAAAAUUUUGUGAAACUUAAAAUGGUAUUUUUCCUCUAUUUGGUUUUCCUCACUAAUAAACAAAGUACAUUAGAAUAUUUGGCAGCUCUACAAAUUUGCUUUUGUUUUAAAAUAGUAAAAAUAUUUAUUGACAAGUUGAAAAUGUCUAUUUUUAAAUUAUGAAUUGAAAUUCAUAAAUCAAUGCAUAACAUUCUAAUGUAUUUUGGUAAAAAGACAAUAACAACCGAUAUUAUCUAUCAUAUUUCUCAGUAAUUGUUUUUAAAUUUUGUAAUAUAUUAUAUAUAAAUAGAAACUGCCGAGUCUUAGGGAAAGAAGAUGCUGUCUUCACGAAUCUAUUAAUUUUGAUAUUAACUUUUCUUUUUCAAAUGUCGAAAUUCAUUCGUAAUAUACAUAUCUUAUAUUCAAUUGGUGUUUAAUAACCAUAAUCCACUGAUAUAAAUUUGUCCAAAAUGAAAUAUGUAUCAGGUUUUUGAGGAUAUCCAUUGAGAUAAAAAAUAUAUAGAGUUAUUUCCGGUUAAGCCUGCGUUAAUAUAUUUUGCAAUCGGAAAACUACUUUGGAAAUUAUUAAUUAAUUGAGCAAUUUUUUAAAAUUUAAAAAGUUUAUAUCAAAAUUAGGAAUUAGAUGUAAGGAAAUCUAUAGUAUGUAAAAAAUCUUGGCUAGUUUCUGGAAAAGUAUGUCGUUCAGUUGGAAAAUAUACCAGGUUAAGGUAAUUAAGUAGGUAUUAUUUUGUUAAACCCUGAAAAUUUAUCGAUUUUAUAAGUCUUUUUACUUGCAAUAAUGUUCUGCAUAGUAUAUUUUUCGUAAUCCUCCAGUGUUUGUUUCAUUCCAAUAUGGCAGCCAUGAUUCUGACAAACCGGCAGCGAGAAAAGCACUGAAAGUUUUUUCGGCACUAAAUUCUAUUUUUUUUGUGGAUGAGGUUGGCAGCCAUACUUUUAAAAACCAUUAAUGGUGCAAAUAUAAUUUUUGCGACUUUUCUUAGAAGUCACGCAAUUGUUACCUACGAAUUCUGUAAAAGUGUUGCGAGCAUUUUAUAUUAUAUAUUUUUGUAGUUAUUUAACAAUACGAAACUUCUAAGAUCAGUAUGUGGUACUAAGUGAUUAGGACAAAUUGUAAAGCUUAAAUUUAAGCCUGUAUAAACGUUUAAAGCGAAUGUGUUUCUAAGUAUAUAAAAAAGUAUAUAUGACAAAAAGGAAUAUUGAGUGAUGAGGAUUUAAGUUAGGUUUAAACAGCUAGACUAUGACAUAAAAAUAAAAAUUAUUAUCAACUCUAUGUAAUAUACAAUAAUA